Messenger RNA from Esox lucius (northern pike), 2528 nucleotides. RefSeq names its product Tnf receptor-associated factor 2b (gene traf2b). Gene Ontology annotation, cellular component: cytoplasmic side of plasma membrane; plasma membrane signaling receptor complex. Gene Ontology annotation, biological process: regulation of apoptotic process; positive regulation of JNK cascade; tumor necrosis factor-mediated signaling pathway. Gene Ontology annotation, molecular function: tumor necrosis factor receptor binding; ubiquitin protein ligase binding; zinc ion binding. The coding region runs from base 276 to 1841 and encodes 521 amino acids. NCBI's taxonomy places the organism in Eukaryota, Metazoa, Chordata, Actinopteri, Esociformes, Esocidae. The transcript is spliced from 11 exons. The record is from RefSeq and is a predicted model, not a curated record.
UCCACAGAAGAAGGCUGAGCUUAGCAAUUUGAUUUCUGUAUAAAUAUUUUGUUUUGUUUUGUAGACCAUCAGAUAGUAAGCUACGGUUGAUUGAAUAUUUCAGUACUGUAGGUCUCUUCAUGCUCCCUCUUACGAUUGUUUUUACUCCGCCAUUAGCGUAACAAACCACGCCCAUUCACGAAAAAAUAAAUCGCUCACACUUAGUACACGCAGCCUUGCUUGCAAGCACAUUGGAACAUAAAUUGGGAAGUGGUGACAGAAGUUGAUGGAGAAACAUGGCCCGCAUCUCUCUCCCCUCUUUGGACUCCUCCCUUCCAGGGAUACCCCAGAGUGUGCUGGCUGUUUCCAUGGAAACAAAGUACCAAUGCCAGCAGUGUCACCAGGUCCUAAGGAAACCAGUCCAGGCUCAGUGUGGACAUCGCUUCUGUUUCCACUGUUUCAAACUGCUCACCAGCUCUGGCCCCAAGCCCUGUGAAGCCUGUCGCCAGGAGGAGAUAUACGAGGAGCCACAGUCCCUUCUUAACAGUAAUGAGGCUUUUCCAGACAAUGCGGCCGGUAGAGAAAUUGCCAGCCUUCCAGCCAAAUGUGUCAAUGAGGGAUGCUCUUGGACUGGUUGCGUCAAAGAAUAUGAGGCACAACAUGAGGGAAAGUGCGAGUACGAGCGGGUACCAUGUGAAGCCUGCCGGGUCCUCAUCCUGUGCAGUGAGAAGGACAGACAUAACGAGAGAGAAUGUGAAGCAAGGACAUUGAACUGCAAGUACUGCAAAGCCUCCUUCAACUUCAAGGAAAUCAAGGCACAUGAUGAAAUCUGCCAGAAGUAUCCCAUGCAGUGUAAGGCCUGUGGAAAGAAGAAGAUACCCAGGGAAAAGUUUCUAGAUCACAGCAGAUCAUGUGCCAACUCUAAGACUGCAUGUCCAUUCAGUGAGGUUGGCUGCAAGGCUGUGAUCGAUAAUGGGAAGCACAGUGACCAUGAGCAGACCAGCGUCAUGGAUCACAUGCGUCUGAUCCUAGCGACGGUGUUGUCUACAGGGAAGCUGCCGCGUCCAGAGUCCCACGGGCCAGGGGAGUGGCAGGAGGAUUCUGGUCUGGGCCUGUACCGCGCUCCAGAGGAGGGGGCCACCGCUACUGCAGACGCUGCUCCUGGACAGACAUGUGGCCUUGAUCGGAAGGUGACAGCGCUGGAGAACAUCGUGUGUGUCCUGAACAGAGAGGUGGAGAGGAGUUCUCUGACGUUGGAGGCCUUCUCACGUCAACACCGACUGGACCAGGAGAAGAUCGAGAACCUCAGCAACAAGGUGCGUCAGCUGGAACGUACUCUCACCAUGCGGGACCUCCAGCUGGCUGAGACCGACCAGACUCUGAGAGAACUCCAGUUUUGCACCUACGACGGAGUCUUCGUCUGGAAGAUCGCCGACUUCUCACGACGCCGCCAAGACGCGGUGGCUGGGCGAACGCCGGCCAUGUUUUCACCAGCAUUCUACUCCAGUAAAUAUGGCUAUAAGAUGUGCCUGAGACUGUAUUUGAAUGGAGAUGGAACAGGGCGAGGGACCCACCUUUCUCUAUUCUUCGUGGUGAUGAGGGGCAAGUGUGACGCUCUUCUAAAAUGGCCUUUCAGUCAGAAGGUGACUCUGAUGCUGCUGGAUCAGAAUAACAGGGAGCAUAUCAUUGAUGCCUUCAGGCCCGACAUAAGCUCCACCUCUUUUCAGCGACCAAUCAGUGAGAUGAACAUAGCCAGUGGUUGCCCACUCUUCUGCCCAUUGGCUAAACUGGCAGGCAAGAGUUCCUACCUUCGUGAUGACACAAUAUUCAUCAAGGCUAUUGUAGACCUCACAGGUUUGUAGAGGCUGUGGAAGCCCCCUACACAAAUGCAUCAAAUAACACAGACAAAUAUUCAGAAAUUAUGGCAUAAGUUAUAUUAUAAUAUGCAUAUUUAUUAUUAUAAGAAUAUCUUAGAUAAUGUACAACUGUCUCAAAACGUUGUGAAGCUGCGUAAAAUGCAAAUAAAAACAAUGCAGUGAUGUACAAAUCAUUUAUCCCUAUUUUGGUACAAAGACAAGAUAUGAAAUUGAAACCAAGAAAUUUUAUUGUUUUUGGUUAAAAUACAUGCCCAUUUUGAAUUUGAUGCCAGCAACACUCAAAUAAGUUGGGACAGGGGCAUGUUAACCACUGUGUUGCAUCACCUCUUUUAACGACACUCUGUAAGGAUUUGGAAACUAAGGAGAUCAAUUGCUGUAGUUUUGAAAGUGAAAUGUUUUCCCAUUCUUGCUUGAUAUAGGAUUGUAGCUGCUGAACAGUUCUGGGUCUCCAUUGCCUUAUUUGUCACUUCAUAAUGCACCAAAUGUUUUUAGUAGGGGACAGGUCAGUUUAGCAUCUGGACUCUUUUACAACAGAACCAUGCUGUUGUAAUAUGUGCAGAAUGUGAUUUGGCAUGGUCUUGCUGAAAAUGAAUGGGACCUUCACAGAAGUGCAAGUCACCCAUGCCAUAUGCACUAAUGCACCCGCAUACAUCACAGAUGCUGGCUGGCAUG